Molecule: messenger RNA, 1764 nt
Organism: Contarinia nasturtii (swede midge)
Lineage: Eukaryota; Metazoa; Arthropoda; Insecta; Diptera; Cecidomyiidae
Product: kynurenine 3-monooxygenase-like
Exons: 10
Coding region: 273-1649 (458 amino acids)
Biological process (GO): quinolinate biosynthetic process; NAD+ metabolic process; L-tryptophan catabolic process
Cellular component (GO): mitochondrial outer membrane
Molecular function (GO): kynurenine 3-monooxygenase activity; NAD(P)H oxidase H2O2-forming activity; FAD binding
Source: RefSeq, a predicted model, not a curated record
UUUUUUAUCAGCCAAAUAUCGUGAUGAAUUUGACGCAUCGUAACUGAGAACGAUUGUAUUUAAAUUUCCAUCCAGGAAAAAAUUCAAAAAAUUUCAGAUAAUACACUUAUUAAGACUAAUUAAAACGUAAUUCGCGUGAUCGUAUCUACUAUCUAUCAAAACAGCUCAAAAUAUAAAAAGAGCACAUUACUUGAAUCUUUCUUCAUAUAACUGGUUCAUUUUCGUGAAUUUUUUCAUUUGACUGGAGCUCUUUAUAAAACAUUAUUUUUCAAAUGUCACAGGAAUUCGACGAAAUGGUUACUACCAACGGUCAAUCCGACCAACAUUUCAAGAUUAUUAUUGUCGGAGGUGGCUUGGUUGGUUCACUAGCGGCAAUAAAUUUUGCGAAAAAAGGACACGAUGUUCAUUUGUAUGAGUACCGAGAAGAUAUCCGUAAAAUUGAGCUUGUUAAAGGGCGGAGUAUUAAUUUGGCGCUUUCUGCACGUGGUCGAAGGGCACUUGCUGAAGUGGGAUUAGAGGACAAAUUACUAAAGCAUGGAAUUCCAAUGCGUGGACGAAUGUUACAUGAUCUUGCUGGCCGAACGCAAGCCGUUCCUUACGACUCAAAUACGAAUCAGUGCAUUUAUUCAGUUGGUCGUAAGCAUCUGAAUGAAGUUUUACUAAAUGAAGCUGAGAAGUAUUCGAAUAUUCAUUUGAAUUUCAAUAGAAAAAUGACAAGUGCAAAAUUGAGACAGCGUCAGGUUACAUUUCAUGAUGAAAAAAAUGAUGGAAUCGAAAAUGUAGCGGGAGACUUGAUUGUGGGCUGUGACGGAGCAUUCAGCGCGGUGCGUCGUGCUAUGCUACAAGUACCCGGAUUCGACUUCAGUCAAACAUACAUCGAUCAUGGCUAUAUUGAAUUGUGCAUACCGCCUGUCAACGGAGAGUUUCAAAUGGAGGUGAACUAUUUGCACAUUUGGCCACGUGGAAAAUUUAUGAUGAUUGCAUUACCAAAUCAAGACAAAUCGUGGACUGUUACUUUGUUCAUGCCGUUUUCAAAUUUUGCCUCAAUCGUCACAAUUGAUGAUCUAUUAACAUUUUUCACCGAAAAUUUCCCCGACUCUAUUGACUUUAUUGGUGAAAAGCGUUUGAUUGACGAUUUUUUCAAAGCAACACCACAACAUUUAGUAUCGAUUAAGUGUCGUCCAACUUAUGUUGAUCCAAAUUUUUUAUUGCUGGGUGAUGCUGCCCACGCAAUGGUACCAUUUUAUGGUCAAGGGAUGAAUGCCGGAUUCGAAGAUUGUACCAUUCUUAGCCAGAUUCUUGAUCAACACCAAAAUCACUUUCAUUUGGCAUUAAAAGAAUUUAGCGAUUGUCGAUGGCCAAAUGCAGAAGCAAUUUGUGAUUUGGCCAUGUACAAUUACGUUGAGAUGCGAGAUUUAGUACGGAGUAAAUCUUACCGUCUUCGUAAAAUAUUGGACGAUUUUUUGUAUCGAAUUUUUGCAAAUUACUGGAUUCCUCUAUAUAAUUCGAUUUCAUUCAGCCACAUGCCGUAUAAACAAUGCAUCGAUAAUCGAAAAUGGCAAGAUAAGAUUUUAUCACGAAUAAUGGUAUUUGGUUCAAUAUCAUUUGCUGGGAUUUUGGGAUUUGUAUACAUCUACUCAAAACGUUGAAGGAUGAAUCGUGAAUAUUUUCCCAUAAUUGUGAUACUAAAAUGUAUCAUUUCUCCAGACGGAGAGAGAAUACCAGAAUAUUUCCCGACUGCUUCAGUAUUCUGCAGAUAACUAG